AGCUGAACUCCCAGAAUCCUCCGCGAGGCGCGGAAUCCGAAUAUUUACAUGAUGGAACAGAAAUAUCAGGAGCUGUGAUACGCGCAUUUCUAUUUAUAAUAGACUUGUUUUAUUCUUAUGCUCGGAUACAUGUAGCGCAUGGUGUCGUUGUGUAAACAGCCGAAAGGAACAUAUUAGUCAGUCAGCUGUGUGAAAUAGCGAAUGUCAACUUUAUGUGGAAGUACUUUGGUCAUCCCUCGUGUGUUGGAGGUGAGCAGACAGAAGGAGUCUGAUAGACUGACUGAGGAUGAGUACUUCAGAUCUGAGCCCUGCUUCCAGCACAUCUGCAGACUCCAGAGAGAAACUCCAGCAUCUGCUGAGUGCCGUGAGAGAGAUCCAUGACACUGCUCUGCAAGAAUUGCAGGCAAAAAUAACCAAACUGAAGAAAGAGCGCUGUCUAGAUGCUCAGAGACUGGGUGAAUUUCACAGCAAGAACCAGCAGUUACGAGAACAACAGAAGAUCCUGCAGGAGAAGAGCAGACAGUUAGAGGACAGGGUGCGUUCUGGACCAUGUGACCAUUGCGCUGUGACGGAGAAGCAGAUUAAAAAGACCAACACUGAGUUUGAAGAUACUCAUCAGAAAAAUCUGUCUGUCAUCUCUGAACUUGAGGCAGAGAGGAAGACUCUGAAAGAUGAAAACAGGAAACUGAGUCUUGAGCUGGAGCGACUUAGAAAGUCAGGUUCUCCGCAGAAUGUGUGUUCUGAGGCCGAGGAGGGGAUGAUCCCAGACUCCCCUCUCCGUCCGCUGUCCUUACCUGUUGCCAGCAAGAUGAAACGACGGAAAGAGCAGAACCACGUCCGCUACGCUGAGACACCACUAUCACUCUCAUACCCUGAACCCAGGCGAGAAGAGCUGUCUGUGCCCUUCAGCUGUAAUGGCAGAGAUGUGUUGGUAGCUGAGACAUGUGAAAUGGAUGUCACUUGUAUUGCAGAGCCUCAAACAAAGAAACAUUUCAGGACUGUGGUUCCUGAGACCUGCCGGAUGGACGUCUGUCCAGAACAGUUUGAUGAUAAAGAUGAUGAUGAUCUUCACACUUCACCACACGCUGAACGAAACCAACAACCUGAGUCACACGACUGCACAAACAUAGUCACUGCAGUCCAGAAUGACGAAUCGCCGUCCGUUUUGCGUUGCCAUCCAUUGGGUUCUCGAGAGCAGCAGCCGCCUGCAGACGACUUUCCCCACACACCUUCAAACACCAGCACACGUGUGCCAGUUAAAGGGAAGAGAAAACAUAAAGAUGGCAGGAAAAGUGAGAUUUCUGAUUCCAGCCUGGAUGAUCCUGAUGAAACCGAAAUCAAGGGGAUGAUGUUGGCUUCCACUCCAACUAACAAUCGUAUACAGAACAAGAAUCGGGAAACAAUGGAUUCAAAGAAGAGGAAAUGUUCGGACCAGCACACGCCUCGCAAAAGUUCUCUUCAGAACCAAAACAUGCCUUUUCCAUACGAUCAGAGCUGGAGUGUUGAUCCAGGAGCUGAUCUGGAUCAGUAUGAUACGGAGAGCUCUCCUCACCCAGAGACCAGAGCAGACAUAGAAACGAUGGACACUGACUGCACGUUUGUGAGUCACAGUCUCCUUCUGAGAGGCCAGAAGAGGAUGGGACAAUCCCAAACCACUGGAAUUGGGCAGAAGGCAAACGACAGCCUUGCUGACAUCUUCGAUAAGACAGGAUGUGGAGAAUAUGAGUCGUGUCCGCAGGAAGAGAGUUUUGAUCCUAAACGAGACGGUACAUAUGAGGAGGAGAGAGAGGAAGAUGAUAAUGAGGAAGAACAAGUGGCAGCACACGAAUUCCGCCGGCCUGCAGACCCCGAACAAGUGACGUCCGACAUUAAUAGAUCUAGCAGGAAUAAGUCUUUUGCUUGUGUGGAAGUUGUGCGUAAGAAAGACGAAAGGAGAAAACUGAAAGGCCACUAUUGUAAAGAGUGUGAAAAUUACUAUGCAGGCCUUCCAGAGGAAGAAAGACAGAAAAAACUGUCUUCCUGUUCACGUCAUCGCUACCGCUACGUCCCACCUUCCACUCCAGAGAACUUCUGGGAAGUGGGUUUCCCAUCAACACAGACCUGUGUGGAAAGAGGCUACAUCAAAGAGGACGACGAGCCAGACGUGCGGAUACGCAGGAGACGGCCGUACCUCGCCAUGUUCUCACCGAAAGCCAAGUCACAAAAACAUCAGCACUGAGUGCAUCCGUUAUAAGUUCAGAUAUGAUUUAAAAACCACACUGGAACUAAAUGGAUGAAUAUGUAAUUCUGUCUGCUCACGUCCUGAAUUAUAGCUGCUUAUCUUAUUUACUUUUAUAUGUACUUUUCUCAUUUGUGAGUAAUUCAAUGUGCUUAGAUUUUAUAAAAUGACCUCGAGUAAUAAACAAACCUCGUUUUGUCUGUAAGAGAAGAACUGCGUAAAUUGUUUGACAUUUUGUAC
Molecule: messenger RNA, 2458 nt
Organism: Sinocyclocheilus grahami
Lineage: Eukaryota; Metazoa; Chordata; Actinopteri; Cypriniformes; Cyprinidae
Gene: rbbp8
Product: retinoblastoma binding protein 8
Exons: 19
Coding region: 287-2218 (643 amino acids)
Biological process (GO): DNA double-strand break processing involved in repair via single-strand annealing; DNA repair
Molecular function (GO): damaged DNA binding
Source: RefSeq, a predicted model, not a curated record